Molecule: messenger RNA, 870 nt
Organism: Zophobas morio
Lineage: Eukaryota; Metazoa; Arthropoda; Insecta; Coleoptera; Tenebrionidae
Exons: 4
Coding region: 10-756 (248 amino acids)
Source: RefSeq, a predicted model, not a curated record
GUGAAGAAAAUGACUUCUUUCGUAGUCUUUGUAGUGACAUUGGCAACUUUUGCCGCCAGUCUUAAACUACCUUCUAAUUUUAAAAAAUGCGACUUGCGAAGAACUAAUUUCAACGAGUGCUUGGGUGAUGCUAUCCACGAUGCUAUUAUACAACUGGACAAACCAAUUAAAUCACACGGUUUGGAAAGCUUAUACGAUGUUCAGUUAAGACCUGAUAUAGAUGUGAUGAAUAUUGGGAAUCAUAGUCAGUCAGUUUUGAGGCAAAAGUUUAGCAAGUUUAGGAUUGUAGGGCUUUCCAAACCUGAGGCCACUACAGCGAGGUUAGAUUAUGACCAUAAAAUUUAUACUCUGACUUUAGCUGUAACUUAUCCUGAACUUUUGUUCCCAACAGAGUACGCAGCUGAAGGUAGCAUCACUGUGUUGCCUACUAACGUUGUAACACCUGUGGAAGUCACCUUAGAGAACCCGACCUUAACCUACACUUUUAAACUGAAACCGUACCAGAAAGAUACUACUUAUCUCAAAGUAAUUGAUACUGGAAUAGACGUUCAAGUGCAUGGUAUGAGGUGGAACUUCAAACAAUUGUUCCGAAACAAACGUCUCAAUGAGGAGUUUAAUUCGGAACUGACUGAACAUGGGCAGGAAGUUUUUGCUACUUACAAAUACCUGGAAGUCACGUUUGCUCCAUACUUUGGCUUGAUGUUAGACAAUUUAUUGGCGAAAGUACCACUCUCUGAGCUAUUUGAUGGGAUUUAGAUGUUUUUGACAUUUUAAGCGUACUUUUUUCUGCUUUUAUAUCUGUACCUUCUGACGUUAUAUGUAAAAAUGCAGAAUAAAUAAUGACAUGUUAUAUUUUAGUUGUAGAAUUGA